Molecule: messenger RNA, 702 nt
Organism: Dermatophagoides pteronyssinus (European house dust mite)
Lineage: Eukaryota; Metazoa; Arthropoda; Arachnida; Sarcoptiformes; Pyroglyphidae
Product: STI1-like protein
Source: RefSeq, a predicted model, not a curated record
GACGAAGCAAUUGCGAUGUUCAAGAAGUCGCUAACUGAGGUGCAGGACCGCGCUGUGCGCGUGAUGCUGCGCGAAGCGGAACGCGCGCGCGACGCGGCAGCGGAGGCGGCGUAUCGCAAUCCGGAGCUCGCGGAACAGCACCGACAGAAAGGCAACGAGUACUUCAAACAGAAAGACUUUCCGCGCGCGAAGGUGGAGUACGACGAAGCGAUCAAGCGCAACCCCGAAGAUGCGCGGCUCUUCAGCAACCGCGCGGCGUGCUACAGCAGCCUUUUCGAGUACCCGAGCGCGAUUGCCGACUGCGACACGUGCUUGAAACUUGACCCGAACUUCGUGAAGGCCUACAGCCGUAAGGGCUUUUGCUAUUUGAAGCUGAAGGACUACAACAAGGCGAAAGAGGCGUACGAGGCCGGGCUAGCGAUAGACCCGCAGCACGCUGAGUGCCGCAACGGGCUCGCUGCCGUGCAGCGCGCGAUAAUGGAGCAGAUGACCGAGAAGGUGGACGAGUCGCAACUGCAGCAAGCACUCUCCGACCCUGAGAUUCAGAAGAUCUUGGCAAACCCACAGAUGCAGCUGGUCCUCAAGCAGAUGCAGGAAAACCCGCAGGCGAUUCCGCAGUACUUGGCAGACCCGAACAUCAAGGCUUCGCUCGAGAAGCUGAUGGCCAGCGGCGUGCUGCGUUUCGGCGGCAAGGCGGAAUAA